Messenger RNA from Larimichthys crocea (large yellow croaker), 2973 nucleotides. RefSeq names its product interferon lambda receptor 1 (gene ifnlr1). Gene Ontology annotation, biological process: cytokine-mediated signaling pathway. The coding region runs from base 348 to 2117 and encodes 589 amino acids. Gene Ontology annotation, molecular function: cytokine receptor activity; protein binding. The record is from RefSeq and is a predicted model, not a curated record. Gene Ontology annotation, cellular component: plasma membrane. Lineage: Eukaryota; Metazoa; Chordata; Actinopteri; Sciaenidae. The transcript is spliced from 7 exons.
ACAUACAGUAAGCAGAAAAACAGGAACAAAGUGAUAACAUAUGCCAAAGUACACCUGUACACCUGAGUAAAGGCACUCCUUUCCCAGGACGCUGAAAUGACUGAGAAGCGGAAGGAGGAAAAUGCACUGAAACCUAAUACAUCCUAUAUUUUACAGAUCUUUCAACAUUGAUUCUGUUUGUUUUUUUGGAAGGAUUUCUGUGAUUAGGGAGUAUUGGACGAGUUGUCUUUUUUUUGUUUUUGUUUUUUUGCGGUGUGUAUUAUUAUUUUUUGUUUAGAAAUCACAACCUAGCGGCAGCUUCACUGUAGAGGACUAGAGGUUUUUUUCCUUUCACAUACUCAGUGAAUAUGUGGUCUAUGAAGCUCAUCAUCCUCCUCCUGUUCUGCUAUGGCUGCCUUUCAACCAACAAUGGGAAAGUGUAUUUUGUCUCCAGGAACUUUUACAACAUACUCCACUGGGCCCCUGCAGAGCCUGUCGUCCCUGGGGAAAAUGUCGACUACUUGUAUAGUGUCCAAUACAAGAGUGAUGCUGAGGGGCAGUCAUUCGAGAUAAAAAAAGGAUGUCAGAGCACUAAAGCUUUGUCCUGUGACCUGACUGCAGAAACUCCAUCAAUUCAUGAUGUUCACUACUACGCUGAGGUGCUCGUCAAUGGGACCUGUUACGGCCGGACCAAUAGAUUUAAACCUAUAGCAGAAACUAUUCUUGGUGCACCCACCUUAUCUCUGCACACAACGGUGUCGUCCUUACACGUUAACGUCACCCUGCCCUUGGGCCCAAAUGGAGUCUCCAUAGCAGACAUCAUCAACAAAAGUAAAAAUGGGCCGUCCAAACCUGUAGCUGUUUAUAUCUUAAAGAUCACACACCCAAAGUGGGCUGCACAGGACAAAGAAAACACAGUUGGUCAGUUCGUCAUCAACUUGAAGAACAACCGAACAGAGUACUGCGGCUACGUGGUCUACAAGCCUGAAUCUGAAUGGGGUCGUUCAGGGAGCGAGAAUGCCUCCUUCUGCAUCACGCUGCCAGGUGAUCCUUUGAUGAUUUUGCCAUGGCAUCUCAUUAGUGCUGCUCUUCUGGUGGCCUUGGUCAUAGCGUCAGUCGUGUGUACAUGCAACUAUGUGAGGGGUGGAAAGGAAAAGAGCAUGCCACAGGGAUUGGUACCCUUCCAACCUUCCAACACCACACCCAGAAUACUGCUGUCACCAGAUGAGAAUCGCAUCAUUUCCAAACUGGAGAUCUGCACUCAAAGUGACCAAACAGUUUAUGCAAAGAUCCGGGUGCCGCCAAAUGUGGCCUCAUUAAGGAGUGAUGGUUAUUCUCCCCAGGACAUCCCCUGGCCUGGAAGCUCUGGCUCAUCUGUGGACACAGGUACACAAAGUCCAAGUCCAAACCCUGAGGCCACGAGCGCUCAGUCCUCUGAAAUGUACAGCUUAGUGGCUGUCCAUAUUCCCGCUGAAGAGAAAGACUUUCAGCAGUCUGCCAUUAAAGCCAGAGAAAACAGAAACUCACCAUUGUCUUCCGGUGGAGAAAAUUGGAAUAAAGGUGGAAUAAGUCCAAAGCUAACAACGUUACCUGUUCAGGACCCUUGCAACAGUGAUCAAUACAAGCCACUGUUGGUGCACGCUGUGCGCGACGCUAACGGACAACUCGUGUUGCCUUUGUUCGCUGGUCAUUUUGGGAGCAGCACGGAUAAUGCAGAGAGAAAACCCCUUUUAUCAGAUCUCAUAGUCUCCAUGCCGGACGGGCCAUCGUUGGCAUCCUUGCAGAGCUCUGAUGGCUCAGAGUGGUCAGACUCUGGUUGUGAUGAUAGUACUAUGAACACACCAACACAAGCAUACUGCAACACCAAUUACUGCCCAUCUCAACCUGUCGUUUCCUAUUUCCAGCAGGGAUGUCAGACAAUACAAUCUAGCAAUGCCAUAUUUGACUCAGGUUACAAACAAAACUGGAUGCCUGCGACCCUUGGAGAUAUAUCUAAAGACAGCUGUGAAUACAGAAGGACAAACUAUCCUUGCACCUGGACUGCUCCCACAAUGAAGGAGGAAGGUGAGGUAGAGGAAGACAGAGGUGGAGAGGACAGAAUUUUUCUGGGACAUUGGGCGGUACAAAUUCAGGAAUAAUUAUCCUCUCUAUAACUUUAAGACAUUUGUUUUCCUCUAACGUGGAGCUCUGACAGGUGCUUUAGCGACGAAGCAUUACUCAAAGACUUCAAGUCAUACUUAUCAACCACACCUGUACGUUAAAACACAUUUUAUACCUAGAUGUGAUAUAUUAUGCUAUGCUGGAAAUCUGGUUUUAUUUAUUAAAUCUACAUUUGUGAAAAGUUAAAAAAAAAAAUAAUAAUAAUAAUUACUAUCUUAUACUGUGAGUUUACAUUUGAAGAAAUCAUUGUACAGUCCUGGUUCACUUUCUAAAUGUUAAUGUUUAAGAAACACUUUAAUAAACAGAACUUGUAUUUAUAAAUUGUUGAAAGUUGUUAACUCAGAGUUAACAUUUUCCACAGUUGGUAUAAUCUAUUCUGGAUUUUACCUCCUCUUUUCCUCUUGGUGUAGAUGAGUGACUGUUUUGUGUAAAUUAUCAUAGGCAGCAAAGGGAAUAUAGCAACUACUAUAAAGUUAAAAGGUGUCUUAGUGUAUUCCACAUCAACAAAAUUAUUUUCACAUUGUUAUGAUAGUCUAAAGCUGCACUCAGACAGUGAAACCACAUGAUCACACCAUUCAUGUUUGUACUUUAAGUGGUUUGAAAUGUAGUUUAAAUUACUUUCCUGAAAUUUUAUUCAGUCUGACAACUUGAAUGAAGUGUUUUAAGUGCACACCUGCAGCUGGAUAAAGGAAAUGGUUUGAUGCUUUCUCUAUUUAAAAAAAAAAAACAAAGCAGAAUAAACAACAACCAACUCAAAAAGUGCGUAGGCGAUCCGUGACUAUGACAACACAUUAUUGCAACUUAUUACACUCCCUAAAUACACAAACCCAAUCU